This is a messenger RNA of Setaria italica (foxtail millet), 1137 nucleotides long. Its product is annotated as glycine-rich protein A3. The transcript is spliced from 2 exons. NCBI's taxonomy places the organism in Eukaryota, Viridiplantae, Streptophyta, Magnoliopsida, Poales, Poaceae. The record is from RefSeq and is a predicted model, not a curated record. Bases 87 to 773 code for a protein of 228 amino acids.
CACAAGAUCAGCAACUGCAUGCAGCUACCUCCACCUUCUCCCUCGAAAGAAAGCCACUAGCACGAUCGUCUCUCGAUUGGCCAGAGAUGCCUGAUAGGGAUUUCAACUUCCAUCACAUUGGGCACACCUACAACGGCCCACCUCCUGCCCAGCAGGGCAACAAGCAUGAAGAAGCCCAUCACCACCAACCGGUGGCGCACUACUCCGAAUACUCAACGUACACCGCCGCCGCAUACCCAUACCGCCCUCCUCCGCCGGCAUACCCACCUCGCAACAAGCCGCCGCCGGUGUAUGGGUACCCUCAGCCGCCUCAGCCGGGCUGGGGCGGCGGCGGCGGCGGCUACUACUACCCGCCUUCCGAUUACCCCCCUCCACAAGAGCCUUAUCAUGGAUACCCUCCUCCUCCUCAGCCGGGCUGGGAUGACUACCACGGCGGCGGCUAUGCGCCACACCAAGGAGGAGGUCACUGGGGCCGGCACGGCUACGGAGGGCACGCGGGGUGGCUAGCAGCCGGAGCCGGAGCCGGAGCCGCCGCCGCCGCCGGGGCUGGAGUUUACGGCGCGUACCACCGCUUCCGCAAGCACCACGGGCAUGGUGGGGAUCAGUACGGUGGUGGUUACGGCCAUGUCUAUGGCCACCAUGCUGGCAAGUUCACGCACGAACACCAGGGCAAGUUCAAGCACUAUGCUCGCCACGACGGCAAGUUCAACAACAAGCACGCUGCGCAAGGCAAGUUCUCUGCCAAGUCCCCCGUCACGGUCCUGGACACAUGAGAGCUCCAAGCUCUCACCCUGAUGGAAGAGCCAUAUCGCCUUAUAGUAUAAAUACUAUCCAUAUAUAAAUAAACUUCCGAUCCGUUACGAUGGAUCCUCUGACGCAGGAGGCUUGCUUCGCUUUCAGGACUGCCUCCAUCGAUCAUGUUAGGAAAUUAAAGCCUCUGCCUUUUGUGAUAUGGGUAUUUUCUAGCUAUUAUGCUUAGCAGGGAGAUGAUCGUGAACUGCGUGUAUGGUAUGUUCGUGUACCACCCUAGAGGAGGUUUGUGCCCUAAUGACCACAUGGUUUGCUAAUAAGCACAGAACUGAGUAACCUUGUGUUGGUAUACUAUGCAUACGCACACUAGUGAUGUGUUUACCUCAA